This is a messenger RNA of Tetrahymena thermophila SB210, 456 nucleotides long. RefSeq lists its product as hypothetical. The transcript has a single exon. The record is from RefSeq and is a predicted model, not a curated record. Lineage: Eukaryota; Ciliophora; Oligohymenophorea; Hymenostomatida; Tetrahymenidae.
AUGCGAUCAGAAAUUUAUAGAUGUCUGCUAGAUAUUUAAUGCUUUUUGGAGUUACAACAAUUACAGAAAUUCAAGACUAUUCCCAAAAGUUUUAAAUGGGGUUUUACUUCUAUUUUGAAAGCGACACAGUGGUUAAAACAUGUCUAAUAAAAGCAAAGGUUGUUGGCGAUUAAGAAUUUGUAGGAACAAUUCCAUUUUAGUUUAAAUAAUAAUUUUUUCAAUUUAAAUACAAAAAUUCAUCAUCUUGAUUAAAUGAAUAAAUAUUAAGAGUAUUAUAAUCUUGCAAUGGCAUAAUUUAAAUCACCUUCUAAUAAAGUAGAAUUACCUGAGAAAUUAAAUUUUAUGAAAUUAGGAUAAAGACGAUUAUUACUUUAUUUACUAGAAGAUAAUUCUAAAAAUAAUUAAUUAACUGCAUUUUAUCUGCUUAUUCUCUACAUUUAUUAACUAUUUUAAUGA